Messenger RNA from Trichosurus vulpecula (common brushtail), 7544 nucleotides. It is a transcript of the gene BCL2, whose product is annotated as BCL2 apoptosis regulator. Gene Ontology annotation, molecular function: protein heterodimerization activity; protein homodimerization activity. The transcript has 3 exons. Gene Ontology annotation, biological process: extrinsic apoptotic signaling pathway in absence of ligand; intrinsic apoptotic signaling pathway in response to DNA damage; negative regulation of intrinsic apoptotic signaling pathway. Bases 1031 to 1798 code for a protein of 255 amino acids. The record is from RefSeq and is a predicted model, not a curated record. Gene Ontology annotation, cellular component: mitochondrial outer membrane. NCBI's taxonomy places the organism in Eukaryota, Metazoa, Chordata, Mammalia, Diprotodontia, Phalangeridae.
GGUGCAGCGGAAGAGGGGGUUAACUGGAGUACUUCAUAGCAAUCAUCCUUUUUAGGAAAGGAGGGAAAAAUAAAACCCUCCCCUCACGGCUUUACCCCCACCCCUUCACCAGCAGCACCACACACAGCGAGGUCUCCUCUCGUGGAGCACACGGUGGUGUCUACGCUUUUCUGCCUUCCAAGCAGCUUUUUGGAAAAUGUCUUUUCUGACCGGAGUUUAAUCAGAAGGGGGAUUCUUUUUUUUUUUUUUUUGCUCUUCCAUCUUUUUUUUUUUCUCCUCCUCUCCUCUCUCUUCUAAAUGGAGACGUGAAGCAGUCAUUGGAAUAGAGAUCAAUGCCUGUACGCGCGCGCGUGUGUGCGUGUGUAAAUUGCACAGGGAAAACCACAGGACUUCUGCAAAAUACUGGAUUGAAAAUUGUAAUUCAUCUGCUGCCGCCGCCGUCGCUGCCUUUUUCUUUCUUUCUUUUUUCCCUCUCCUUUUUGCUCCUGGAUUCUCCGAUUGGGGUUUCCAGGGUUUGACGUUUCUCUGGAGAUGUCUGAAACAGAAGUCUGGGAAUUGAUUUGGAAAUCUUUCUAAUUUUUUCCAACUCCUGAUUCAUUUGGAAGUUUCAAAGCAAAUAUAACUUGAAAGUCCUGAAGAUUUGUGGGAUUUUUCCCCCUUAUGAGCUUGUUCUGUUUUCACAAAAAGGAAACUUGACAGAAGAGCAUACAGUACUUAGAAUACAACAUCACCGAGGAAAUAGAAUAAAAUAAAUAGUAUCAGUAGCGUGCCUCAUGAGAUAAAAAGAUACAAAAAGGAAUUUAAAUCAUAAAAAUACUGUGCAUCUCACACCAAGGGGGAAACACCUGGAAGAAUAAAAUAUUUCAGAGACAAGACUCCCUAAAGUCAAGAAAUGAAAAGCACAUCCAAUAAAAUACCUGGAUUAUAAUUAUUACUCUGUUGGGGGGUGUGGGGUGGGAGAGGGAAUAAGAGGUGGGUGUUAUCACCAUUUGGCUGCUCUCCUUGGUAUUCACUGCUCCCUCUGGGAACGAUGGCUCACCCUGGAAGAAGAGGGUACGAUAACCGGGAAAUAGUGAUGAAAUACAUUCAUUAUAAGCUGUCACAGAGAGGGUACGAGUGGGAUGCUGGAGAUCUAAGGGCACCAACCUCUCCAAGUCUUACUCCUGUUGUUGCUUCUACCCCUGCUGUUGGGAUCUUCUCUACCCAGCCAAGACAUACACCUCUGUCUGCUGAACCCCAGGACUUGGCCACUUCUACUACUGCUGCUGCUAGAAAUUCACCUUUGCCGCCUCCUCCUGCUGUUGCUGCUGCUACUGCUGCCGCUGGACCUGCUGUCAGUCCAGUGCCACCUGUGGUCCACCUGACCCUUCGUCAGGCUGGAGAUGAUUUCUCUCGAAGGUACCGGAGAGACUUUGAUGAAAUGUCAGGUCAGCUGCACCUGACCCCUGUUACUGCCCGGGGACGCUUUGCCACAGUGGUGGAGGAGCUGUUCAGGGAUGGGGUGAACUGGGGGCGGAUCGUGGCCUUCUUUGAAUUUGGUGGUGUUAUGUGUGUGGAGAGUGUCAACCGGGAGAUGUCGCCCCUCGUGGACAGCAUUGCCCUGUGGAUGACUGAGUACCUGAACCGGCACCUGCACAACUGGAUCCAGGAUAACGGAGGAUGGGAUGCCUUUGUGGAAUUGUAUGGCAGCAGCAUGAGGCCUUUGUUCGACUUCUCCUGGCUGUCUCUGAAGACUCUCCUCAGCCUGGCUCUGGUGGGAGCUUGCAUCACUCUCGGUGCCUACCUGGGACACAAAUGAAUCAGCAAACAUGCAGUGGAGAGAUAUGCAAGAGGCUCACUAAACUGUAGAAAUAGUAUGCAUUUUUUUCAGUGAUACGUAAUGAAAUUUGGGCGUGGUCUCUUUGAGAAAAGAAAAAAGGAAAACAUUGGAGAAAAGAAAAACUGGGCAAAACGUUAAAUCAGCUAUUUACUGCCAAAGGGAAAUAUCAUUUAUUUUUACAUUAUUAAAAAAAGUAUUUAUUUAAGACAUUUACAUUUAACCUCCUGUCUUCAGAAACUCUGCCGCUUACAGCAAAGUAACACUUACUAUGGCUCCACACAGAAUCUCCUGUGCCUAUAAACGCUGAUUUGUUUUAGACGGAGUUGGCUGGACUAACUCAAUCUCCGAAGAACAAACAAACUGACAAAAGACCUUACUGUUGGGGGAGCGCUUUUUUAGGCUGCUUGAGGUUAGGGAGGUGGGGUGCAUUUCCUGUGCAUUUAUUUGCCCCGAAUCGAAGUAGAAUUAUUUCCUGCUGGGAAAAACAGACACUUUGCAUAUGAUUAGCAUGGUGCACACACUCUCCGAGGGGUAGAAAAGGAAACCUUGGGGCAGACUUAUGAUCCAUUAAGAUUCUUCACAUUUCUUCUGCCUCCCCGGGACAGCUAUGGGAAACAUAAUCUUAAACCAUAUAUGAAAGUAUUUUUUUAAGCUACCAAUUGUGCCGAGACAGCCUUUUAACAAUUAAGACAAUAUCAUCCAAUACCUUAAACACUGAUUUGUCUAUUCAGAUACUCAGAGAUACGUCAGUCCAAAUACUCCCUUUCUGAGUAGGAAGCUGGCUCCUUUGGAACGUCAGGAAAUCAACAUGUCGAUUUCUUCAGCAUCAGGGUGUUUUUUUGAGCUACUCACACAGAAACAUCAGGACACCAUAAGUGCCUGUUUCUCCAGGGUGAGACUGCAGCUUGCAGGCCUGUCUUGUGUCCCAACUAAGUGGGCUCGUUCCUGGAACCAAGCCCAUGCAGGCACUGGCCUCCAUGAGGGUUUCUAAACAGUGCAGUGUGGUCUGUGAAUCUUUGGAAGUUAGCAAAGUUUUGAAUUCCAUUGGCAAAUAAAAGAAACGUUUUUCCAUUCAAGAAAAAACUCUAAGUGGGGCUCUGCUAGGGCCUGUUUAUCAAAUUGGAGAUAAUGAAAUCAAUUUAGGCUCAUUUUUCCAAUUUAAAGUGGAGCUUUGGGACAAAAAAAAUUUUUUUUCCACGUUGGUCAUUUCUUAAGAUUGCUUCUGAAGAAGAAAAGGCUUGCAAAGUCACCACCCAGAUCAUCUUGACAGCUUCAGAAAACUGCUUCAGUCCAGGAGGAGGUAUAAAGGGGGAGAGAGAGAGAGGGGAGAGGAGAAAGAGAGAGAGACAGAGAGAGACAGAGAGAAACUUAGUAAAGAAAGGAAGAACUUGAAUCCCUUUUUCAUCCAGAUUGUAAAUGUAUCUCAAAUAAGACAGACAGAUGAGGAGCAGUAAACUGUACCAAAUACUGUCCAAACAACAUGCCUGUAUUUGGGGACUGAGCCUCUGACAUAUCCAUGUGGUUCAAAGGAAGGUUUUAAUAAAGAAGGGAAAUGUCAAAAGGAGUGUUGCAGACUAAUUGACUUAUGCCUAUGGAAUUUGAUGGUAAAACUCAUUAAGUCAUUGUUAUUAUUGUUUGUUCUUAUUUGAAAACCUGGAAGGGGAAGAAAAAAUUCCAGGUGUGGAAUUUGGAAAUUAUCUGCAUCAUCCUGGGAGUGAAGGAAAGAAAAGAGAAGAAAAAAAGAAAUGGUGGCUAAAACUGUAGAGGAAUCUCAAAAGAGAUCCAGCCUCCAGCUCGUAGACUAGGGAAGAAUUUGUGUUUUAAGUUUAGAUUUUGCUUUGUGAUGUACACAAAAUACCUUUGAGGCAUUAUGGCAUUAUAUACCAUUUAUCUGUAUUAACUUUGGAAUGUACUCUGUUCAAUGUUUAAUGCUGUAGUUGAUGUGUUUUCAAAGCUGCUUUUUUUUUAGGUAUGUGCAUCUCAGCAUUUAAAAUUUUUUUAUUUAGUUAUGGCCUCUACACUAUUUGUUAGCAAGGAUGAGGAUUUUCCAUUUGAAGUUCUGUAUUUUGACUCUCCAGAAACUCUUAACAACACCUCCUGUAGCCUUUGGAGCUUGGAUAGCUGAAGGAGAGGGAAAUGUAACUUUUGAGGGCGUUCAUCUCAACAUGGUUGUGUACUUUUGUUUUGAAACAGAAAUGUUGAAACGAAGCAAAAUGACAUUUGCUGUGCUCCCCCUGACCUUGUUCCUAGCAGGUUUACUUGAGCUGGGCAAUUCUGAGUUUAAUAACUCGAGUUAUUUGAGACUGUGUGCACAUUUAGCUAUAACCAUGGGGUCUAUUUGAAUAAAAAUCAAGGACAGACAUUAUCUAGGGCCUUAUAGCAAUUAAGAAUCUGGCCCUAGGAGUGUUUGACUUUUACAGAGUUGCCUCAAAAUGGCCCAUUUAAAUACAGGUACCAAGUAAAGUCAUGGGAGCUGAUUUAAAUGGGCCAUUUUUCAUGAGAGUUAGUAGCACUUAUGGGUUCACACUUGGAACAGCAUAGACUUAUAGAGUGGAAAAUGGCAUGAAUUUUAAGUCACUAUUCAGAACCAAAUCAUUGAAGAAGAUAAAUUUUUUUGGCUUCAAUUUUGAAAUGUUUUAUUAUUUUAUGAAAGGUUUACAUGAUCAAAUGUGGCAAACCUUAACCAAAAGCCCUGAGCUGCUAUGCCGACAAGAUCACCUGCAUGGAGUUGGUUCUGCAGUUCACUCCAAGUGUCAAGAUUCUCCAAGCUGCUUUAGAAGUAAUAUGAAGUACCUUAUGAACAUUUUAAAGAUUAAGCCUGAUUGGUGUUUGGUUGUCUUUGUGGUUGUUGUUGUUGUCCUUAAAAAACCUGGGCUUCCCAGUAUAUUAGUAAAGUGUGUAUAUGUAUAUAUAUAUUAAAAAAAGUCACAGGGGUUGAAGUUUGUUUGGUUUUCUCUUGCUGUUGGGGAUCUCAUUUUCUAGUAAUCCCCAUGAAACACUUCUGCCACUUGACUCUAGAAUUGUACAGUAUUUCCAUGCCUGCACUUGGUCAGAGACCAGUUGACAAUACAUUUCUUAUUGUUAAACAUACUAGAAAUGAUGAAUGUAUAUAAAAGUCUGAACUAAUCAAAUCUUUUUCUCCCUCUUCUUUCCUAGUGUAUUGUUCUCUAUUUCUAUUACUUUGGGCAUACCCUCACUGAAUCAUUUACACCUAAUUUUUAUGUGUCACAUACACACACACACACACACACACACACACACCCCUCCCAGUGAGUGUUGGCUAAUAGCCAUUCCUCCAUCCUUUACAAAAAGUGAUUCAUAUAUUGUCUAGAGCAGAGAUACAAAAGAUGCACAUUUUCAAUUGGGGCCAUUGGCAUUAAGAAAAAGCUGUGAUGGAAAGAGCACUCCAUUGUCCUCAUGAAUAAAUAAACCCUUAUUUCCUAAAGGCUUUGAAAACCUUUCAUGUCGAAAAGGACCACUUCUACACUAAAGAACUUUCAAUGUAGAGGCAGAAAAAUGGUACGUUGGAUAGUCAACCAAGUUCUACCAGCCAAAAUAUUCAUAAAGAGCAGAAAUUCUUUUUAGAUUCUCUUUGUGGAAAGUAAAGUUCAGAACUGUAGCAAGUACUCAGAUAAUUCUGCUCAGGACCAAACCAAACCAACCAAACAACAAGAGUAUGCCCUCAAGUCUCCAUUUCACCUUGUAGGUUUCAGACAUGCCUACUCAUUUAGAAAUGACUUUUAAUCACACAUCCAGUCAUCAAGCAUUAAUAUUGGGUGUUUCCCCUGUUGCCAGAACUAGAUGAAAUGAUUAUAAAAUCAAAAGGGACUAAGAAUCAUGGUUAAAAAUGAAGAAUCAGGGCAUUCCCAGCCAUAUGACAUCAAGGAUUUACUAAAUUUUCAAGAACCCAGGAAUGCUCAAUUUACAUUGAAGCAAAUAAUUAUGAACCUCCAUGUUAAAUCCCAGUUAUAACCUACUGAGUCCUUUCAAAGUUGUCCUUUCUUAUCACUUGCAUUGAAUGGUUUACAUGAGUUGUGUGAAAGACAGAGAAAGGCCCUUGGAAAAUAAAUGGUUCCAAGGACAUCAGGGAACAGAGUCAAAGCUCUGAUUCCAGCUCUAUCCCUUAGUGUCUUGGGUAAUGAAACACGAAUGUGAUCGCACACACAAAAAAACAACAACAAAAGUACACACACUGGUCUCAAAUUCAAGUCCAUAUAGAGUCUAAUCAGAUUCUUCUUGUUAUUUUGAAUUGCAUGUAUUUUUAAGAGUUUUUAUUGUAAUAAUGUGUCUGGGGACAUUAAUAAUAAUAUAUCAGAACAUUUCCUAAAAUCAAAUCAAUCUUAACAGAUGAUUUACAAAGUAAGUGGACCUAACUAAUUUACUGUAAAGUAAAUGUGGAAAAAUUGAAAUAGAACCUUUAUUAGUGUUAAAUAUAGUAUCACAAGGUAAUGUGUAUGUGAUAAGUGAAUGUACAGCAUCUAUGAGCAUUUUACUACCCUCAUAUAUAGCUCUACUGGCACCAGUGGACAUUGGAGUCCAUUUCAGUAUGAUAGUCUUGAUGGUCAAAAAAAGUCCCUUGAAAGUUGCCAUUCUGGAUACAAAUUGGCAUUCCAGAUAUGUGUGGUAGGUAUUUAAACAGUCAUGUGUUUGAACUAGUGGGAUAGUCAUUGGCUCAGCCUACCUUAUAGUAGAGACAUUUCUUUUUUCCUUAUUUGCCAUUGUGGUGUUUUCAUAGGGCAUGAUGAUAAUGAGGACAAUGUAAUUCAUGAUUCUUUCCAACUAAACUGAGUAAAUAGUGAUACCAGUCAGGUAGGUAAGAAAGAAGCAUUUUCUUAUGUGAUCUGGGCCUCUCUUCCAUGGUCACUGAACAUUUGGCCCCUUAUAAUUAGGUAACCUGUCACAAUAGGAAUUGGACAUUGUGGACAGUUCAGUAGAAACUCGUCAUUGCUCUCAGAAAAACAACCCAGAAGUGUCAAUCAUGCCAUCUCUAUAUACAACUGAUAGCACAUUAAUGACUUUGAAGGCUGAAACAGCAAUUUGGCAUCCUAGUCGUUUGUACAAAGGUACGAGGGAUUGAGACCUUGCAGAUGUAUGGCAGAGGGGCUUUACUAUAGCAGUGAUUAUUAAGGCUGUGUUACUACAAGUUGACUCUAAUGCAAGUGGGCAUUAACUCCAUGCAUUUCCAUUCUUUCCUUGGGAAAAAAGUUUAUAGCUAGUUUGCUUGAUGGAAUAUAAUACAAUCUUCAUUUAUAUUGACCGAGGUAGCAUUGUGAAAUGGUUGUAGCUGGUCUGAUUUUCUUUGGGGAACCUAAACAAAUGCAUUCAUUACAAUUUUUUGAAGCCUUUGAAACAUCCAAAUAUUAUCUGCUUGGACUCUUUUUUCCCCCUUAAGUUAAUCUUUAAACAGAAUUCAACUUUGUGCAGAAUAUUUUGACUUUUUUCUUCCAGGAACUGCUCUAAGUUUUCUGUUUUUAACUUGGGAGCUGAGUUUUCAUUAUCACCAGCAUAAUUGUACAUAAAGCAAAUUUUGUUUACGCAGUACCUGGGAUAUAUGUAUGGGAAGGUGAAGUAGUUUUCCAGUUUGCUACCCUUAAAUACAAUGGCAUUGUUUUUAUGUUAGUUGUUGGGGGGGGGGGGAUCACAUUGCCAUUAAAUUUGUUGUGUCUGUCCAGUUAUUAUUGUGAAACAAGAAAAAUAAAGUGCACUGUGAGCAAUUGGUUAUGUA